Molecule: messenger RNA, 1308 nt
Organism: Tarenaya hassleriana
Lineage: Eukaryota; Viridiplantae; Streptophyta; Magnoliopsida; Brassicales; Cleomaceae
Exons: 2
Coding region: 1-1308 (435 amino acids)
Molecular function (GO): zinc ion binding; nucleic acid binding
Source: RefSeq, a predicted model, not a curated record
AUGCCAGAAGACUUCCAGCAGUUCUGCGAGAGGAUGUGGCAGGCCCAGACGCCACCUCCAGCAGCUAGAGCCAUACCUGCGGCUAGACCGGAGUGUGUUCCACCACCACCUCCACCAGGUCUUCCGGCGUUCCAUGCGCCAGUAGCCAUGGAUUAUCUUGCACUGGUCAAGGAACUUCGGGCCAUGAACACCCCGAGAUUUGAGGGUUCUCAGAUCCCUGAGGUUGCUGAGGACUGGUUGGUACGAAUCACUCAUGACUUCGAUUAUCUACGGUGUCCGCUACAGUAUCGAGCAGAGAUAGCGAGCCACCAUCUGUUCGGACAGGCUCGCCACUGGUGGGAUGGAGUUGAACAUCGCCUCGUGGAAUUUAUCAAUCUCCAACAGAGUGACCGUUCUGUGGGCGACUACGAGGCAGAAUUUACCAGACUCUUGCGAUAUGGAGCUAAUCUUGUUCCGACUGAGCGACUGAAGAUUCAGAAGUUUAUUGCUGGCCUACGCCCCUCUCUGCGGAGGAAGAUUGAGGUGCUGGAGUAUCCUACCUUUAGCCGAUACAUCUGUCAAUUUGAGAAGAUGGAGCGAGGCGAGCGUGAGGAGCAGGAGGAAGCCCGAAUCCGAGACCGAACCCCUGCCAAAAGAUUUUUUCUUAGUCGACCUUCCACUAGUACUGACCAGACUAGUCAGUCCCAAGACAAAGGGAAGACAUCAGCAGUUCAACCACCACCACCACAGUCGACCCAGAGGAGGCCUUGUCCCCGAUGUAGGCGAGUUCAUUUUGGUCCAUGCAGUACUCCUCCAACAUGUUUCCAGUGCGGACGACCGGGUCAUAUUGCGACCUACUGCCCGGAGAAGGGGACUACUUUGACAAACGCUAGACCUCUUCGCAUUCAGCCUUUACAGCAGUCUGGCAUUGCACCGAGAGUUUACGUGUUGGCGGCAGAGGCUGAUACUCAGGGCGAGGCGUACUACGUUGAGGAACCAAUCACUGAUGAUGUUGUUGCAGAGGAGGACGCCGAGCAACCCGAUGUUGCCGCUAUUACUGGUAUUUUGUACAUACACGAUAUUUCUUGUCAUACUUUAUUUGAUACCGGAGCUACACACAAUUUUCUUAGUGUGGAAAAGGCUGACGAGUUAGCCCUUACGGAUAUCGAUACUACUAGUCGAUAUCAGAUACAUACGCCAGGUGGAGAGAUCCUUCCUAUGCGUGGAGUAUUGCAUGAUGUGUCAUUACAAAUUUGUGGAAGGGAUCUUCCUGCCGAUUUAAUUAUCGUACCUAUUCAAGGAUAUGAUUUGAUAUUGGGAAUGGACUGA